GACAUUGCGUGUAACACACCGGGGUUACAUGUUUACCCUAAACAUGUCCGCUUGUUUGCCUUCCUCUUCUGAUAAAUGACAGCAGCUUUUAUCUUGGAGAUAAACGACAAAGUAUGUUUUUAUCAAGUAAAUUAAGCUUAUUGAUCAAGUUGUUCCUUCUACUUUAGUUUCUUCUGACUAGACGAGCUGGACUGUGGACACUUGCAGGUUGUCCUCCAGCUGAGUCCUUGGCCGCCAUGUGGCUUCCUCUGGCCCUGCGACAGUCCCUUUGUCGGCGCGUGGCUUCUUCCGCACUCCCACCACCGACAUGCCUGAGGACCCUUCACCGCAACGCCAGAAGGCCGCUCCACUUCCUGUGGCGGAAGCUCCCGGCGCGCCUAAACACUCACAGCCGUGGAGUGAAGAGCCGUAAGAGGCCGAGCCAGGAGGAGCAGUGGAAGACCGGGAACAAGACGGUGCUCACGUACGUGGCCGCCGCCGGCGUGGGCAUGGUUGGCCUGGCGUACGCCGCAGUGCCGCUCUACAGGCUCUACUGCCAGGCGACAGGACUGGGCGGCGUGGCGGUGGCGGGCCACAACACGGACCUGGUGGAGACGAUGGAGCCGGUGAAGGAGCGCGUCAUCAAAGUGCACUUCAACGCCGACACGCACGCCAGCAUCCAGUGGAACUUCCGGCCGCAGCAGGCGGAGAUCUUAGUGGUCCCGGGUGAGACGGCCCUGGCCUUCUACCGAGCUAAGAACCCCACGGACAAACCCAUCAUUGGCAUCUCCACCUACAACGUGGUGCCCUUUGAUGCAGGACAGUACUUCAACAAGAUCCAGUGUUUCUGCUUCGAAGAGCAGCGUCUGAACCCUCACGAGGAGGUGGACAUGCCCGUCUUCUUCUACAUCGACCCGGAGUUUGACAUGGACCCCAAGAUGGCGCGGGUGGACACCAUCACGCUGUCCUACACUUUCUUUGAGGCCAAGCAGGGUCAGACGCUGCCUCUGCCCGGGUACAACAGCUACAACUGACACAACAUCACUACUUCCUGCAGGACUAUUUCUUGAA
This is a messenger RNA of Nerophis lumbriciformis (worm pipefish), 1050 nucleotides long. RefSeq names its product cytochrome c oxidase assembly homolog 11 (yeast) (gene cox11). Gene Ontology annotation, molecular function: copper ion binding. Gene Ontology annotation, cellular component: mitochondrial inner membrane. The record is from RefSeq and is a predicted model, not a curated record. Lineage: Eukaryota; Metazoa; Chordata; Actinopteri; Syngnathiformes; Syngnathidae.